CUUUUCUUGGCAAGACAAGCUCUCUGAGCCAGUUGCGUGUAACAGGUUUUUCCUCUUGAAUAACUGGGACUUUCUUACGGGACUUUUUUCGGAGAGUUUCUGCACAGAAAACAGGUUAGAAUCGGCACAGACUUGCAAUAGAUGAGGCAACAGCAAAUAUAUCGCCACAAGAAGUUUACAACGGUGAGGCACACAUUUUCCACGUUCACGUUAGAACCAACGGUGUUUCUUUUUUUUUUUUUUUUUUGCUUCUUUUAGCCAAGUUUAGCUGCAAGUUGCUGGCAGAACCACUAACCAGUUAGCUCUUUCUUGAUUGUUGUUGCGCAAGCAGCAGCGGCUGUGGCAGUGGCAGCUGAAAAGCAGCGCAAAAUAAAUCUAACAUGAUUUAAGCAACGGAAAAACAUGAAAUAUUAAUGCCGAUGGUUGACUCUUGGCUCCCAAUUCGAAUCCAUAGUAACGGUGGUCGCUUGGUCUUGCCUUCAUAUCGGCCCCUCCUCUCUAUAUAUACUUCUAUAUAUCUCUUGGCCCUAGACUCUUAACUAAUGAUGGUUCAAAUACGAUCUGUUAGGCUGGAGCCCAGUUAGGCGAUUAGUCCAAAUUUGCUCUGACUAUUGGGCAAUGAACGAGUUGUUCUCCCUUUUUUUAGGCAGUCACUUGGGGGUCAUUGUGGUCAUAGCUGUUCUUGGUUUUGUUUUUACUGGAUUUCUGUUGCCUUUUUUUGGCUGCAGGGGACUUUAAUUACCGAAAUUAGAAACUGGAACUGGAAGAUUCUAUUGAACUUUAUUUAUUGGGCAUUUUUAGAUAAAGGAAAUGACAUUUGUUCUAAGGUUCUUACUAUCUAAGCUAAUGUUUUUCACAAUUAUUAGAUUAAUCUGUUCUGAAAGGCAACAAAGUUCAGUUUAAAAUUCAGAAUGAACUUUAAAAGAAAGUCCCUCAAUAUUUAUUUAAAGUCUUGAGCUAACUUUAAGACUCAUUCAAAAUCUCCCGCCCUUUGGUUUUCCCACCACGAGCAUGCAGAAAUUUCCCGUGACGCUUUUCCACCACAACGGGGAAUUUCCCUAGCCCUCAGCCACACCCUCCGCACUCCCCCGUUCACAAAGCAGACCGUAAGGGUGGAAAAGCUGCGCAACAACGUUCGCCUGUGCUCGUUUUCCUUCGUGUUGUGUCUUCCAGUUUUUCCUGGCUAUGCACUUGGCAUUAUGCCUACUAACCCUAUUUUCGCAGCAGUUCGCAGCGAGUCCCAUUUUUCAACUUGCAUGCGGAUACACACACUCACACACACACACAUACAUCUGGAUUUUCCCAGAAAACUAAGGCGCAACCCCCACGAAACGGAAAGUUUGUGCAGCGGCAGAACGAACUGUGUGUUUGUGGCACUCGAAUUUGGGACACAUUCCUGUAAAGGACGCAGCUCCGGUCAGCUGCUACUCAAAAUCGUAAAAAAAAGGAGUCACACAUAAAAAACGCGCGCGGUGCAUUUAGCUUUUGGCUUCUGAAAGUGAAACAACAAAAAAUAAAAAACAGUGUUAAAUAACCAACAGCUCACGCUAGUGAAAUAAACUAAAUAGUGUAGAAAAUAAUUGAAAAACUUAAGGGUUAAAAAUCUUGGCUUAAAGGAAAAGGGAAAGCUGGAAGAUUUCUGCCAACAUAUUUGCCAAAUAUUGAUCUGCAAGUGUGCCGCUGAAAAAUCGAUUAUUAAAGCCACUUUCCACACACAACCAGCUGGUGGUUGUUGUUGCCGAGGAUGAAGGUGGUGAUUGCCGAUGUGGUGGUGAUGGUGGUGGUUGCAUAGGGUUGCGUGCCGCAAUGUGGGAAAUCAACAGCAACAUUGCUGCCACAUCCACAUCCAGAUCCAGAGGCACACUUCCAACUGUUUUGACGUGGUCGAGUUCCAAUGGCGCUGGUACAACCGAAUGCUGCAGCGCAGCCUUGCAGCCAUCCAGCGGCGACGCGUUGCAUGUGCAGCACCAGCAGCAGCAACAGCAACAGCAACAGCAGGAACAUCAACAGCAGCAACAGCAGCAGCAGCAACAGCAGCAACAACAGCAGCAGCAGGAUACGAAAACGAGGAUGACAACGACCACAGGCAAACGAGGAGGACACAGAUACAGAAACAGGCACAGUCAUCAAAACACAGCAACAAUUGCUGCAUAAUCUAUAAUAAAAAUAAACUAAAUUAAACAAAAAACCCUUAAAGAAAGACUAAGUAAUCACAAACAACUAGAAACGCAAAAGCAUUAAACUGAAACGGAAACUCAAACUCAAACUCAAACUCUAGGCAUCGCACAAAGUUACGUUAAGUAUACGACGCGUAUUUCCAGCUGCAAAACGAACCAAAAACGAACCGAACGAAACGAAACGCACAGGUGCAUCUGUAGACCCCACUACGCCCCUGAAAAAAAUCCCCCUUUCCCCUUACCCCCUCUUCAUUCAAAUCUCACCUCCUCACUGGGGUAUCUACACCAAUUGACAAGCAAUCGGAGGCAAUGCAACAAAAUGAAUGAACUUGUUUAGUCAACAAUUUUUUAAGUGCACUUUCGUAAGGCUGAUUUUGAAUUUAUUUCGAUGUUGUGCUUCUACACCUCAAAAAAGUAUAAAUAAAAGUUUAAAAACAAAAAUCAAAUAAAAAACAAAGAAGAAAAUACAAGCAAUGAACCAAGUGAAAGUGUGAGUGUUUUAGUGUUUUAAGAGCAGAAAAGCGGAAAAGCUUUUGGAUAUUUGAGAGUCUUUGUGAAGAAACGGCCGCCACAACGGAUAGGCCCAGAGAUCUCCUGCUGAUA
Molecule: messenger RNA, 2780 nt
Organism: Drosophila eugracilis
Lineage: Eukaryota; Metazoa; Arthropoda; Insecta; Diptera; Drosophilidae
Exons: 1
Coding region: 1807-2154 (115 amino acids)
Source: RefSeq, a predicted model, not a curated record